Messenger RNA from Beauveria bassiana ARSEF 2860, 3054 nucleotides. RefSeq names its product AP-3 complex subunit delta. The coding region runs from base 1 to 3054 and encodes 1017 amino acids. Lineage: Eukaryota; Fungi; Ascomycota; Sordariomycetes; Hypocreales; Cordycipitaceae. The transcript is spliced from 4 exons. Gene Ontology annotation, biological process: protein targeting to vacuole; Golgi to vacuole transport. Gene Ontology annotation, cellular component: AP-3 adaptor complex; endosome membrane; membrane coat. The record is from RefSeq and is a predicted model, not a curated record.
AUGGGUGAGAAGUCGCUCCGCGUGCCCGGAUCCGGGGAGGGUCGUAGAGAAGAAUGGUUUGCUGAUGAGAAACCCGCAGAUGUCAAGGCAACUGCCUUGUUGAAGCUAAUAUACCUGGAAAUGGUCGGUCAUGACAUGUCAUGGGCGUCUUUCCAUGUCCUCGAGGUCAUGUCCUCAGCCAAAUACCCCCAAAAGCGUGUUGGGUAUCUGGGAGCUGUCCAGAGCUUCCGCGCCGACACCGAAGUCCUCAUGCUGGCGACCAACUUGUUGAAAAAGGACUUGAGUGCUGCCGCACCGACGGUCAUGUCCUUACCGAUUGCGACGCUUCCUCACGUUAUCACGCCCUCGCUCGCGCUCUCGACCCUUGCCGAUUUGCUGCCACGACUGAACCAUAGUCAUGCCAAUAUACGAAAGAAGACCCUUGUCACGCUUUACCGACUUGCCCUUGUAUACCCCGAAGCGCUGAGGGUAGCGUGGCCUAAGAUCAAAGAGCGACUUAUGGAUGCAGAGGAGGACCCCAGUGUCACGGCAGCAAUUGUAAAUGUCGUGUGCGAGCUUGGCUGGCGCCGGCCGCAUGACUUUCUACCGCUGGCGCCGAGACUGUUCGAGCUACUGGUCGACGGAGGCAACAAUUGGAUGGCUAUCAAACUGAUCAAGCUGUUUGCGACCCUGACGCCGCUCGAGUCUCGACUUGUCAAGAAGCUAUUGCCGCCGUUGACGAAUAUUAUACGAACGACUCCAGCCAUGUCGCUAUUAUACGAAUGCAUCAAUGGCAUCAUCCAAGGCGGCAUUCUCGGGAGUGCUGAUGAUACCGACACCGAGGAAAUCGCAACGCUUUGUGUGAAUAAACUGCGAGGCAUGAUUAUCAUGAACGGAGAUCCAAACUUGAAAUACGUUGCCCUCUUGGCAUUCAACAAGAUUGUCCUUACCCACCCUUACCUUGUGUCCCAGCAAGAAGAUGUCAUCCUCGAGUGCAUUGACAGUCCAGAUAUCACGAUCCGGAUCCAGGCUCUCGACCUCGUCCAGGGCAUGGUUACGAGCGACAACUUGGUCACUAUUGUCAGUCGACUAAUGAAACAGCUCAAGGCUGCCACAUACGCGAAAGGGAAACUUGACGCGGGUUUAGAUUCGACAGAUGCGUCAGGGGAAUCUGAUGAUGAUUCGCAACAGGUCACUAGUGCGGCGCCCAAUAAAACUGCAAUGUCAAUUCCCGACGAUUACAGGAUUGAUGUUAUCGGAAGAGUUCUGUUCAUGUCUUCCAAAGACAAUUACGCAAAUAUUGCCGACUUUGAUUGGUAUAUUGAUGUUCUGACCCAACUUGUUCGUAUGACACCGGCAUCAAGAUCAGCUGAUGGCGAUGCCGAGGCUGCUGCAAACAAACGAUCCGCUGCUAGCGUAUCGGAAAAGAUUGGAAACGAACUACGAAAUGUUGCCGUCAAAGUCCGAGCUAUGCGCCACUCUAUUCUACGCGCUUCAGAGAGCAUCCUGUCGCAGCUUCUGAUGGACACUCCAGCUGGACACUCCAUCACAUGUGAGGCGCUCAAGUCGGUCGCUUGGCUACUCGGUGAAUACUCCGAUAUGCUGUCUACGCCAGAUGACACAAUCAAUGCACUGAUACAACUCACGACACGGACCGCUAAGCCCGAUGUUGCAGCUGUUGUGAUACAUGCAAUCGCCAAGGUCUUUGCGUCCCUGACGGGAAGCGAAUCAGAGUUGUGGACUGCCGAAAGAAAGUCGAGGACGUCGUUGCUGUUGGCUCGCAUACUACACUCCAUGGAGCCACUCACAUUGAACCCCAGCCUCGAGGUCCAGGAACGUGCUGUCGAGUUCACGGAAUUGCUCAAACUCACAGCUGAAGCGGCGUCCGGCCAGCCUGCGUCUACAGAUGAAGAGCCACAAGACCCUCCCCUUCUACUGACACAAGCAAUACCGUCGCUAUUCAAUGGUGGCGAGCUUAACUCUGUCGCGGCUGGUGCUCAACUAAACGUGCCGAUCCCUGACGGUCUUGAUUUGGAUGAGCCAAUUCACUCGAAUCUCAAUCAUCUCCUCUCCAGGGCCGACAUUGUUACUCUCGACACCGACGACUCCGAUGAGUUUGAGGUUUAUUAUCACCAGAAGCCAGCGCCCACGAGUGUUUCGUCCUCUGCCCCUGCCAUUAGCCUCCUUGCCGAGCCGGACGAGAAUAUCGGCACAUCUUACCAACAGCCCUCUGAGGAUAGCUAUCUGGACGCCGACAUUGUUGCCCGACGGAAAGCGGACAGGAUAGAGAGAAACAAGGACGACCCCUUCUAUAUCGGCAGUGACAGGGUACCGCAAACCUCAAACUCUAUUCAUAACAUUCUUCAAACUAGCAACGGACCGGAUCUCGACAUUGAUGCGAUUCCUGUCAUGCAGCUCGACCUAGAUAAGCUGAAUACGCCAGCGCCGGCGGCGAAAGUACAGCGCUCGCCAGCUAAGCCACGACAACGCGUCGUGAUUGCCGCAGAUGAGACCCUGCAAGGCAGCGACGGCUCGCCCCGCAACUACGAUUCAGAGAAUAAUUCAGACUCCAUAGCGGCCCGGGGCCGGGCAAGGAAGCUCAAGCAGCAGUCCCUCCUGCAAGUGGACUCGAGCACCAUUGGCUCCUUUAGCCUCGAGGGCGAGUCCAAGGGCGGCUUCGACUACGAGCAGCAGCAGCGCGAGGAGGCUGAGAUGCAGCAGGCGAUGCGGGAGGUGGAGCGUCUGCGUCUGGAGAUGCAGCGCGCUAAUGAGCGCAUCCAGGUCGCGCAGGGCGUCGAUGCCGAGGGUGCCGUUGUCAAGAAGAAGAAAAAGAAGAAGACGACAACUCCCAAGCUGGACGGUGACGAGGCGGCGGCGACGGCGCCCGGCGUGGAGACGGUGGUUAAGAAGAAGAAGAAAAAGGUCGCCAAGGUGACUCCCGAGGAGGCGCAGGACGCUGACGAGGCUGAGGUGGGUGUGGUUGCGCCAAAGAAGACAAAGAAGAAGAAGAAGACGACUACGACGACGACGACGACACCUGCGGCCGCUGUGAAGGCAGAAACGGGCGAUGCAUAA